Messenger RNA from Coccidioides immitis RS, 3299 nucleotides. RefSeq names its product DNA polymerase V. Gene Ontology annotation, cellular component: nucleolus. The record is from RefSeq and is a predicted model, not a curated record. Gene Ontology annotation, molecular function: transcription factor binding; rDNA binding. Bases 210 to 3182 code for a protein of 990 amino acids. Gene Ontology annotation, biological process: regulation of DNA-templated transcription. The transcript has 5 exons. NCBI's taxonomy places the organism in Eukaryota, Fungi, Ascomycota, Eurotiomycetes, Onygenales, Onygenaceae.
GGAAUAUAUCAGGACAUGUCCUUAGAAAAGAAUUACAUAUUCUCCUAAAAUUCCAUGCUUUACGGGAAUUUCAUUCGACUCCGCGCUAAACCCACUCGGGAAGCUUCACCGAUGGCCAAUCACGUGAUUAUCAGAUAAUUUUCUGUCGCCGAAAAAAAGGCCAAACACGAGUAGAGAAGCACGCAUUUCGACAACGGCCAAAGACAAAUAUGGCUGGCGCUGUUAACCCUAGAAAGAGACGGCGGGAGCCCGUUAAUGUCGAUGUCAAGCUUGUUGAGAUAUACGAAGAUCUCUCCAAUGAACAAAAUGAAAUACGUCUAAAAGCUGCUCACGAUUUAUUGUCUCGAUUUACGCCAGAUCAAAAUGCGCCAAACGAGCAAAUUGAAAAGGUCUUGAAAAGGUUAUUUCGAGGACUAUGCAGCAGCCGAAAAGCCGCGAGAAUUGGCUUUUCUAUUGCACUCACAGAGCUCUUGUCGCAAGUGUUCUCGGGCUCCAACGGUCGAAAUUCGGAGGAGCUGAACAUUCCGAAGACCAUUGAGAUCCUGGAGUCGCAGACCAGCCCGGUAAACUGUGCUUCCGGUCAGGAGGAAAGAGAUCACUACUUUGGCAGAUUAUUUGGAGCGGAAGCCAUCCUAAAGUCCGCUAUUUUACUCCAGCCUGAUGUUCCAUUCGAGAACUGGAGUAAACUUCUUUUCUUAAUUUUUGAAUUGGCCAAGAAAAAGCCGUGGCUCAGGGAAGAAUGCGGAUAUAUCAUCUACUGUGCGGUGCGAGACAUUGCCAGCAAGAAAGCCGGCAUCCAAUACGUAGACGCAAUCAUCAAAGGGCUAGCAGAGAACGGACUUGCAAGGACCCCUGAGGGUGUUGCGAUUUGGCUGGCGGUAAUGGAAUCUUCCUUGCCAGUGAACUUUGCCUCCGGUGUGUGGCAGAACAACAAUCCAUUGCAUUCGAAAGAACGAUCCUCCCUGGCGAAGAUUAUGAAAGAAUCAUCAGAUCUCCAUGCUGAGCAGAAUGGCGAAAAUGGAACGGCGAAUAGGUCUGGCGUCUGGAAUCCAAAGCUCCAUUUCGCGUGGGAUCCAAUCCUCGCCAAGCUAUAUACAUUUUCUCAGGGCAAAAAAGGGGACAAAUCUUCUAAGCAAAUAUCUUUUCCUGAUUUUUGGACCGAAGUUGUUGACAACGGACUUUUCGCCGCUGCUUCCUCAGAAGAGCGGAAAUAUUGGGGUUUCCUGGUAUCUAUGAAGGUCAUCAAUGAUGGCCCCAAAGAAGCCGCCGGAUCGGUAUUUACAAAAAAUUUCGUCCGCUGUCUGAUGAAUCAGCUAUCAGUUGAGGAUCGAUAUCUUCAUCGAAUAGCCCAGAAAGCCGCAAAGUCGAUACAGGCCCGUGGAGCAACGGAUCCAGAAUUUAUAACCCCGGCACUUCGCGGCUUGAUGGGCUCAGCGGGUGCCGUCAAUUUCGACCAGGUGACUAAGACAAAGACCGUUGAGAAAUUAAUCGGUGAUGGCUCCGUGGACGGUUUGGAGCAGGCGGUUCCUUUCCUGGAAGACUUGAUCACCAAACCAGGUGUGGACGAUGCGAAAGUGGCUGGGUCAAGGAGGCAGCAACUCGCUACCCUCCUCAACUCGAUCGUAAAAUCGCUAUCCAUUAAAUCAAGUUCGCCGGAUGAUCUAGAUUCCACUAUCAAGCGUGUUAUGCUAGUUGUGGCUCGGUUCGCGUAUUUUGUGCCUGUGGAAAGCAGCAAGAACAAAGCCACCGUCCCCGAUCCGCCGAUCACCUCGUCAACGCAGGAAUUCUUCAGGAAUAAAAUUUCAUCAUGCCUAAAUAUGGUCGUUGCUGGGCGCAAGAAUGCUUCGACUAUCGCAUGUCAGGUCGUUCAGAGCAUCCACGACAUGAACGAGAAUGGAGAAUAUGGAAAAUUCGUGAUCGAAAUGGGUGAAGAAAUCAGCGGAUCGGUCGAUUCAGCCUUCAAAAUAUUGAAAAAGAUCCAGCACAAGGAGAAGAAAAGUGAAGCCGGAGCAGCUAGCAUUCAGGCACUCAAGCUGCUCUACGCCAUGACCAUUUUCCAGGUAUACAACGGCGACGCUGAUGCCGUGUCCAUGUUGGACGAACUUAAAAUAUGCUAUGAUAAAUUUGUCAGUCGGAAAAAGGCUGAUGAUGCUGAUACCGCGGAGGCUUCUGAUAUUUUGGUUGAGAUCUUGCUAAGCUUCGCAUCGAAGCAAUCUCAGUUAUUUCGUCGCACUAGCGAGCAAGUCUUCGGUGCAUUUGCCGAUCGAGUUACAGCAACGGGCCUUCAGUCGUUGAUUGCGAUUCUGGAGGCGAAGGAUACCCUUGCAGGACAGCAGGAAAUGUUCGAGAAUGACGAUGAAGGGAGCGAUGUGGAAAUGAUCGAUCCAGACGAUGAUGACGUUGAAGAGAUCGAUCAGUCUGGAGAGGAGUCCGAGGAGGAUCUUGAGGCCUCGGAUGAAGAAAGUGAUGAGGAUGGAUCCGAAAACGAAGACGGAGACGAACUAGAAGAAUUUGAUGCUAAACUGGCCGCUGCACUUGGAACCCACCGUGCGGACAAGGACCUGGACGCGUGCUCGGAAAAGUCAUCGGACUCCGACAUGGAUGACGAUCAGAUGGAAGCGCUCGACGAGCAGCUAGCCCAGGUAUUCAAGGCACGCAGCCAAGUGACGAGCAAAAAGAAGGAAAAGAAAGAAGCCCGCGAGAACAUGAUCAAUUUCAAAAACCGAGCACUCGACCUCCUGGAAAUAUACGUGAAAAAAUCACAUUCGAGCAUCAUCGCGACCGACAUCCUCCUCCCACUCCUGCAGGCCGUCCGCAAGUCCAAAGUGCAACAGAUCGCCAACAAAGCCAGCAAUGUCCUGCGUGAGUAUUGUAAGCUCUGCAAGGGAAACAGCCUCCCCGCCGUCGAAGACGAGGACCGGCUGUGGGACUUGCUCAAAGCGAUCCACGAGGAGGCCACGCAUAGCGGACCGGCUUUCCACGCGACGGCCUGCAGCCAGGCCAGCUUACUGAUUGUGAGAAUAUUAGUGGCGCAGAAGAAGGAAAACGCGAAGGGUAUCGUGGAUGUGUACGCUGAGACGAGGAAGAGACAGCUCCUAAGUAAGAGGUGCCAUGUUCAGCCGUCGUUCUUCUCGGACUGGAAUAACUGGUGCGUCUCUGCGAGUAAGCAGAUGAAGGAGUGAGGUGAGGUGAGGUGAGGUGAGGCCCUGUGUAUGCAUACUGUACAUCCUUUAAAUCAACCCUCCAAAGGGGUACCAUCAGGAGGAAAUCACAAUAUGAAAUAUAUUUACUUCUCUUUU